CACAAAAAUAGUCUCUAUAGCCGUCCCUUUGAAGUCGCCGAAGACCGAACAGAAGCAUCCUAUCGCAACUACCGACCAUCGAUCUCUCUCUUCCUCACUUCCCUAUCGCUCUUCCUCCUCUUGGAGGCCUAACCCUAGCCCUAAUUCUCGCCAUGGAUUUCUUCAAAUCCGUCUUCGCCGCUGAUUCCGAUCCCGAUCCCGAUCCCGAUCCGGAUCCCAAUCCCUCUCUCGCCGACUCCCCCCGGCAGCAGCAAUCCCCGCCGGACGACGAGGAAGAACGGGGAGAAGAAGCGCAAACCGCUGGCGGCGGCGGCGGCGGAGCGUGGAGCUUCGGGGGUCUGAUUAAGACAAUCGCCUCGAAGAAGGAGUUUGGCUCCUUGAUCGAGACCUACCGCCGGGACCUGGAGGAGUUCGGCACCGGCCUCAAGAAGGAGACGGUGGCGAUCCGGGAGGCCGCUACUCGCGCCGUGCAGAACCUCCCGGGAUCCCUGGAGACUGGAGCCUCCGUCGCCCAGGAGUCCCUCGAGUCCGUCGGCCAGGCCAUCGACGACUUCGGCGGCUCCGUCUGGCGAGGCACCGCCGAGAUCAUCACCCACAGCAAAGAAGCCAUCCUCGCCAUGGAAUCCGACCCCAAUUCCCCCGAUCCCUCCUCCAUUGACGCCGGGACGCAGAAUCUGGCCGGUUCUUCGAGGAGGUAUAGCCGGUUUGAUGCGCAGGUCCUCGCCAUCCAGUCCGAUCCGAGCACGUUCUCGGAGGAGCCGGAGGAUGCUGAGGAUUUCAAGAAGUGGAGAUCAGGGUUCCAAUUGGCGGAAAAGGAGGAGGAGAUCGAGAAUUUGUGCUAUGAAAAUGGGGCUCUGGAGGGAUUUCUUGAAAAGUUCGUGCCUUCUGUUAUGGAUUAUGAUACCUUCUGGAGUCGGUACUACUAUAGGGUUCGUAAGCUCAAGCAGGCAGAGGAUGCCAGGGCGAAACUCGUCAAGAGGGUGAUUUCAAGAGAAGAGGAUGAGGAGGAUUUGAGCUGGGAGGUCGAUGAUGAUGAGGAAGAAGAAGAAAAGAAGGAAGCAAAUAAAGAAGAAAAGAAGGAAGAAAAGAAAGAGGAAAAAAUAGGAGAGCCUGAAGAAAAAGUUGUUAAGGUAGAAAGAAACAAAGAUGAAGAAGAAAAAGUAACAAAGAAAGAAGACACUACCGCCACCUCUCAAUCGCUAGAGGAGAAGAAUCAUCACGAUGAGAUCUUGGGAGUAUCAGUGGCGAUGGCUGAGAAGGAGGUGCCAUCAACUGCAGAGAAGGAAGAAAUUGUGGGAUUGAACAGUGAGGGAUUGGCAUCCAAGGCAGAUGAUAACACAGUGGCUGAAGCGAAGACAGAGAGUGGAGGUUCAUGCAAAGAUAGCGAUGUGUCAGUGGUGUCAAGGCCUUCUAUGCCAGAAGAAGAUGAUCUUGGGUGGGAUGAGAUCGAAGAUCUCGGGGAGCACGAUGAUAAGAAAAUUAGUAAUUCGAGUGGGAGUCCUCUUAAGGUGGAUCUACGCAAGAGACUGAGUGCUGCUGAAGAUGAUGAGGACCUGAGUUGGGAUAUAGAAGAUGAUGUUGAGCCUGCCAGGCCUUGAUUUACGGGUACAAUAAUGUUGGUCUCAAAUUUAUUAUAUUCCUUUAUGCUUUUGGGUUUCUAGCGCAAAUGUGCAGCUGCACUGCCAAUAAAGAUUGCAUUGAUCAUGCUGUUCAUUUUAGUGUGAAUAUUUAUUUCUAUAUGUUGAUACUUUCAAGUUCCAAGGUAGUUUGUUGUUCUUUGUUCACUCUUCUCGUGGUGUACUUUUUUAUGAUGAUGUUUAGAUAAGCAUUAUCUAUUAGUGGGUGUUUUCUUGCAACUUAACUAUAACUUGUGGGAUGAGUCUGUUGAAAA
This is a messenger RNA of Phoenix dactylifera (date palm), 1891 nucleotides long. RefSeq names its product BSD domain-containing protein. Gene Ontology annotation, cellular component: cytoplasm. The record is from RefSeq and is a predicted model, not a curated record. NCBI's taxonomy places the organism in Eukaryota, Viridiplantae, Streptophyta, Magnoliopsida, Arecales, Arecaceae.